Puccinia triticina is the source of this 1245-nucleotide messenger RNA. RefSeq lists its product as uncharacterized. The coding region runs from base 1 to 1245 and encodes 414 amino acids. The record is from RefSeq and is a predicted model, not a curated record. Lineage: Eukaryota; Fungi; Basidiomycota; Pucciniomycetes; Pucciniales; Pucciniaceae. The transcript has a single exon.
AUGCGCAUCCUGCUUACUCUGGCAGCAAAGAAUAACUGGCCCGUCUACAACUUUGAUUUCGUGGCGGCUUACCUGAAUGCGCCCAUCAAUGGAGAAGUAUGGGUACAGGCGCCUGAAGGGCUAGACGUCGAAGCAGGGGAAGCGUGCCUUCUGAAGAAGGCACUUUACGGGAUGAAAAAAUCUGCUCGAUGCUGGUGGAAACACCUGCGCGGUACUCUAGCUGAUCUGGGUUACAUAUCCAGUUAUUAUGACUCAAGUGUUUACACUCUCAGCAACAAGGUCAACCGUUCAAUAAUUUGGGUUCACGUUGACAAUGGUAUUGUCACCGGCUCCUCUGAUGAGGCACUCAAACUACUUGAAACACAAUUAAAAGGAAGUUUGGAAAUCAAGUGGGAAGAAGGUCUUUCAAGCAUGGUGGGAGUCAAGAUCACGCGUACGGAAGAUGGUUUUGAACUACGACAACCUUGUCUGAUCUCGAAAAUCCUGAAUGAACAAUGGGAUGGUGUCUCUCUUGCAUCAUCUCGGCUCCCGGAAGGGUAUUCUGCUAACUCUGACGACAAAGAGCCGGGAGUGAACAGUACGGAUUACUUAUCUGCUAUUGGCAGUCUCAGCUAUGUUGCUGUUGGAACUAGACCCGAUGUCACGUACAGUGUGAACUAUCUUGCACGUUUCUCAGCCCGACCCUCAACGAUCCACUGGAAAGGCCUACGCCAUCUGAUCAACUACCUAGCAAAAUCAAGGGACAUGCCACUGAAGAUCCAACCGUCUAAGAUUUGCCAUUCACCGGUGGAUUGCUACGUCGAUGCAAACUGGGGAGGUCCCAACUCCAGAUCAUCAUACGGUGUACUCAUUCGACUGUACGGUGCGCCCAUCAUGUGGGUGUCACGCAGACUGGUUACAGUGGCAAGCUCGACGUGCCAGGCGGAGUACAUGGCACUUGGACACGCCACUAUACACACACUGUGGAUCAGGAACUUACUGGCGGACAUUAUUGGAGCGGAUUGUGUUGUGAAAAUCCUCUGUGACAAUCAGUCAGCUGUGAAGAUUGGUUGUGAGGACGCUUCCAACAAGAGGGCACAACACGUAGAACAAGACUUUUAUGUUACAAACCAAGCUCUCUUUCAACAAAAAACCUCUCUGACGUGGAUCCCUGGGAAAGAACAACUGGCCGACAUCCUGACAAAAGCUUUGGGAAAAUCAGCACACAAACAUCUUGCAGCGGUAGUUCAAGGUCAUGCGGGUUAA